GAAAAAAAAAACUGUUCUUCUAACUGUUCUCCUACUUUGUCGUUAAUAUAUGAUGUAUCCCUAUAAAAGCUGAAAAAUUGUUGAUUCAAUUCGUAUAUUUGGUUUAUAUACACUCCUUUUGACUUUUACUAAACCUCUCACUCAACAACAUCUUCUCUGAUAUAACAAUUGAAAGAAUGGGUGGAAGUUCAAUUGAGGAUGAUUGGGAUUUUCCUUCUCUAUCAAAUGGAGCUCGAACUAUGGUUUUGGUUGGACGUACCGGUAAUGGAAAAAGCGCGACUGGAAAUAGCAUCCUUGGUAGAAAGGCAUAUAAGUCUAGAGCCAGCUCAUCUGGUGUUACAAGUACCUCUGAACUCCAGAGUACUAUGCUUAAAGAUGGGCAAGAAAUCAAUGUGAUUGACACACCUGGGCUCUUUGACAUUUCUGUUGGAUCUGAAUUCAUUGGCAAAGAGAUUGUGAAAUGUAUUGAUUUGGCGAAGGAGGGUAUACAUGCUAUACUUGUUGUGUUCUCCGUGAGAUCACGUUUCUCUCAGGAAGAGGAAGCCGCACUUCAAAGCUUGCAAGCAGUCUUUGGACCCAAAAUUGCUGAUUACAUGAUAGUGGUUUUUACGGGAGGUGAUGAGCUCGAAGAUAAUGAUGAAACUCUUGGAGAUUAUUUGGGUCGUGAAUGUCCGGAGACUUUAAAGAAUAUUCUUGAUCUUUCGAAGAACCGUUGUGUUCUUUUUGAUAAUAAAACAAAAGAUAAUGCCAAAAAGGAGGAACAAUUGCAGAAGCUUCUUAACUUAGUUAACUUGGUCAUAGAAGAGAAUGGAGGAAAACCAUACACCGAUGAUUUAUUCAAGGAACUGAGGAAAGGAGCCAUGGAACUUCGUCGCCACGAAAAAGAUGUUGAUUCUUUGAAAGGUUAUGAUAAAGUAGAGAUAUCAGCAUUAAAGGAGCAGAUGCAUAAAACAUAUGAGGAACAACUCAAGCGGAUUACUGACAUGGUUGAAAUGAAGCUGAAAGAGACUACUCAAAAACUGGAACAACAAUUGGCCCAGGAGCAUGCUGCAAGAUUGAAAGCUGAAGAGUUGGCCCAGGCUGCGCAUACAAAAUCUAAAGAUGAGAUCCGUCUGCUCCGUGAAAAUCUAGAGAAGGCGAAGCUAGAGACUGAGGAGCUCCGGAAGCAAGCUGCUAGUGGCAAGUGUGCCAUUCUUUGAUAAUUUUGCAUCAUGAAUAUAUUACUUUACUGAGUUUGAUAAAUAUGGAUUGUGGGCUUGUGGCAUAUAUAUCUUCUUAUUAUGGAUUUAUGGUUCAUGGAUGAAGUAUUGCAAACCUUGGUUAUCAAGUAAAUGGAAGUAUUUUGAGAUGUCAAA
Beta vulgaris subsp. vulgaris (sugar beet) is the source of this 1355-nucleotide messenger RNA. RefSeq names its product immune-associated nucleotide-binding protein 9. The transcript is spliced from 6 exons. Gene Ontology annotation, molecular function: GTP binding. Lineage: Eukaryota; Viridiplantae; Streptophyta; Magnoliopsida; Caryophyllales; Amaranthaceae. Bases 177 to 1199 code for a protein of 340 amino acids. The record is from RefSeq and is a predicted model, not a curated record.